Molecule: messenger RNA, 1037 nt
Organism: Merops nubicus (carmine bee-eater)
Lineage: Eukaryota; Metazoa; Chordata; Aves; Coraciiformes; Meropidae
Gene: PPP1R2
Product: protein phosphatase 1, regulatory (inhibitor) subunit 2
Exons: 7
Coding region: 22-549 (175 amino acids)
Biological process (GO): regulation of signal transduction
Molecular function (GO): protein phosphatase inhibitor activity
Source: RefSeq, a predicted model, not a curated record
AAAUCCCAGAAGUGGGAUGAAAUGAACAUCAUAGCUACAUACCACCCAGCAGGCAAAGAUUAUGGCUUGAUGAAAAUCGAUGAGCCGAGUACUCCUUAUCACAGCAUGGUAGGAGAAGAUGAUGAGGAUGCAGUGAGUGAUUCAGAGUCAAAUGAGCCCUUAAAAGCAGACGUGUUAAGUAAAAAAUUGGCAGCUGCAGCUGAAGGUAAAGGACCCAAGGUUAUAGCAAAGCAAGAGGAAAGCAGUGAGGAGGAAGAAGAGGAUGAAGAAUUAACACCUGAAGAACGAGAGAAGAAGAAACAGUUUGAAAUGAAGAGAAAAAUGCACUACAAUGAAGGACGGAACAUCAAACUGGCGAGGCAGCUCAUUGCAAAAGAACUGCACGGUGAAGAAGAGGAGGAUGAGGAGGAUGAAGAGAUGCAUGAUACUGCAGAUGUAGAAACCAUGAAUACGGAAGCUGCCGAACAUGGGGAAAGAAGGGCUCCAGUAGGCAACUUUAUGACCUUUCUCCAUGGCUUGAAGCUGCCAUCUCUCUGCACUCUGCUGUAAAACAGAGGCAUCUCUGCUCCCCAGCUGCAUUCACCAGUGGAAAGAAGGCACACCUUUGCAGCAUUUUUCCAUCUCUAUUAUUGGAAGUCCAUUCCACCUUGCCUCAUAACCAGCUUCAGAGCCACAACUGACUGAGAUUUCUUGCUGAUUGAAAUGAAGAUGGCCAGUCCAGUCAGUGAUGCACAUGCUACCCGUGACCAGCUGGAAAACAGAGCACACAGCAUAGAAGAAAUCUGUCCAGAACUGUAACUGCUUGUGAAAACACAAAUAUAAACAUCGCUUCACAAUUUUUGCAGUUAAGGCUCUUAAAUAUUGAGCAGCAUAUCAGUUACAAUGUUGUAUUGCCAAGAAUAUUAAUUUUAGACUUGUCUGUUGGGCAGAAAAAAACUGUCUAAUUGAUUUAUUCUUGUGCCUAGUAUUUCAUGGAGAAUACUGCUUCAUAAUCUGUUCAACCAGAACGGCAUUCCCUGUGUGUGUAACGCUGAUUA